This is a messenger RNA of Hymenoscyphus albidus, 2826 nucleotides long. NCBI's taxonomy places the organism in Eukaryota, Fungi, Ascomycota, Leotiomycetes, Helotiales, Helotiaceae. The record is from the annotation of a GenBank genome assembly.
CCCAUCCCCACCCCGUUGCCAUCCACAACCACGGUCAAUCCAGUGUCCACCGCAAAGCUCUGCCCCUGCUCUUCACCGGUUUUGCAGAGGCGGAGUCCGAAAGUCAGUGCGUCCUUCGCCAUCCAAACAGCCCUGGAAGCCAGGAAGCAGCUAGGAAGCUAGGACACCUGGACCCAAGCAGCAGCACUUGAACGAACGCUGACAGGCAUCAUCAAGCAGCCCCCCCUUUUCAACAUCCAGGUUGCAUCGACCCUGGUACCAAGCAUAUUUGAUACAUUAAACGGCAAAUCCUUCGUGCUCCAGCUGCCAGCUGCCACUCUACUACGGACCAGCUCCUCUGCCUACAUACCCUACGCUCUCGCUUCAACAAAACCCUCUGACAGCCCGGCCUGCUGAACCUACCCUUCCGAGUACAUCUUGCGUCCGACAACCCGCGCCCAACACCAGCACCACCGUCACCCCUCAACCUCCAUCACCAACACGACCAUCUAGUAAUUACUCUUCAACACCUUCAUCACGCCUCAAUCAAGUAUCAAGAUGUGUUUCGGGGGACGGAGGGGCGAGGAUGAGUACAAGAAGAGUCGGGAAAUCGAUGCCAUGAUCCAUCGGGAUGAGAAGGAGAUGGCAAAGGUCGUCAAGCUCCUGUUAUUGGGUAAGCUCGCUUUCCGACCCUCCAAAUAUCCACCAACGCCAAAAUACACCCACUACACUACACUCCCGCCCUACACUAACGGCUACUAACAUGGCGUCCCACAGGUGCUGGAGAAAGUGGAAAGUCGACCAUCUUGAAGCAGAUGAAAUUGAUCUACACCAAGGAAGGCAUUUCAAAGAACGAGAAGGAGGAAUGGCGUGUGAUAAUUUUCAACAACCUCCUAGAUGGCGUGCGGAUGAUUAUCGAUGCUAUGGAGGAGAUGGGCAUUGAAUUUCAAUACGAGAAUACGACUGUGAGUGACUAACUCCACUGGCCAUGUACUGUCGCUCGCCGUGCAGCUCCCCUGACCGUCUCCCAGGUACAUUUACCUGUAAUCCUCCAAGAAAAGGACUUGCGACCCUUCGAGCCCAUCCCGACCGAGUAUCUUCGAGCGUUCAAAGACCUGUGGAAGGACCCUGGAAUGAAAAGGGCAGUGGCGAGGGGAAAUGAAUAUGCGCUGCACGAUAACCUAGGAUAGUAAGACAAUCACCGCUACGUAAAUUCCAGUCACAAACCAGCUAACCUCUCCCCUUAGCUUCUUCGAGGACCUCGACCGAUUAUUCAGCAAAGACUUUGUUCCCACCAAUCAAGAUGUUCUGCGAGCAAGGCUGCGAACGACGGGCAUAACCGAGACAGUUUUUGAUUUGGGCUCCCUACAGUAUCGCAUGUUCGAUGUCGGUGGACAACGAUCGGAAAGGAAGAAGUGGAUUCACUGUUUCGAAAAUGUCAACGCUCUUCUCUUCCUGGUAGCUAUCAGUGGAUAUGACCAGUGUCUAGCAGAAGACAAGGAUGGGGUACGUAGGCGUGAAAAUAUCAAGAACUCUCUGCUGACAUCUCGUAGAAUCAAAUGCAGGAAGCCCUCAUGCUCUGGGAAUCAAUUGCGAAUUCGCACUGGUUCAAGAACUCGGCGCUCAUUCUCUUUAUGAACAAGAUCGAUUUAUUCAAACAAAAGAUUGCAUCAAGUCCGAUUACCGAGUUCGGUUUCUCGGAUUUUAAAGGAGACCCCGCCAGCUGGCAGCAAGCCAGCAAGUACUUUAUGGAAAAGUUUGUAGCGCUCAACCGAAACCCAAGUCGCGAUGUUUAUAAUCAUUUCACUAACGCCACCGACACUACCCUUCUCAAAGUCACCAUGGAUUCCGUUCAAGACAUGAUAAUUCAAAAGAAUCUACAGAAACUAAUCUUGUGAGCAAAAAGAUAACCUUGGACACCCCCUCUUUUUCUGAUAUCACGAAAGAUGCGAUCCUCCCCUCUGAGCAUGAGGCCCUCACUUUGCAGAAAGAGAUCAUACGCAGAUGUCAUAGCACCGUUUAACGACUCGACGAAUCUUUUGAUGAACAACUACUACUACUUCUCUCCACUACUCCCUUCACAACAAUACAAUAAAUACCCCUGACCAAAACCUUCUCUCUAAAUCAGCCAUCACAACAAUUUCGACCGCCUCUAACUUUCUUUUUCCCUGGGUAAUCGGAGUUUGUACAUCACCAUGAGGCAUAAAUUUACGACUCAAAUUUUUAUUUCCUCUCCUCUAUCCCCGAACAGAAUUGAAGAAGCUCAACAGGGGGUGGCGGUAGAUGGAAGAGGAAAUGAAGAAAUGUUUGGGACAUACUAUUGGGUGGCAUUUGGAUAAUCUCUUUUCGAUUUCUUUUCCUUUUCGGGCCAUAAUCGCGGGCGGCUGGAGGAAAUCUUUUUCAAUUUUGCUUACUUACUUCCAUACCUGGAUUCUCGCACUCUGGAACCCGAUCACUUCGUCAGCAUGCCAAAGAGCGGCUCCACUCUCUUACCCCACCUCGCAUUCCCCGGACAUACAAUAUCACCACACAUCCACUACAGCAACAGACCUCUUUCUUGACUUGAACUUAGAAGCGCAGCAUCUUCUUUUUUCUUUUUCUUGUAAGAUGAGAAUGAGAGGAGCGGGUUCGUUCUUCUUAGAAAGGUUGUCUCUUCUUCAUGGGUUGGAAUGGACUGAAUCAUUGGGAUGCAAGGUCGGGUCGGAAGUCGAUGGGGUGAUAGGGGGCAGUGAGGGCAGAAGUGGGGGAAGCGGGAGGUUGAAAAUUGAGAUGGCGAAAUUCUACUGUGUAGUGUAAAUAGACCAACGUAAAAGGAAAAAUAACCCGCAACCUAAUUUUUUUUUCUCG